Drepanopeziza brunnea f. sp. 'multigermtubi' MB_m1 is the source of this 828-nucleotide messenger RNA. RefSeq lists its product as uncharacterized. Gene Ontology annotation, molecular function: threonine-type endopeptidase activity. Lineage: Eukaryota; Fungi; Ascomycota; Leotiomycetes; Helotiales; Drepanopezizaceae. Gene Ontology annotation, cellular component: proteasome core complex. The record is from RefSeq and is a predicted model, not a curated record.
AUGCCCGGCUUUGACUUCUCUAACCACACUCGCAAUGCUGCGUUGCACGCAAGAGGUGUCCCGCUCCCCAAGGCUACCAGUACUGGAACUACAAUUGUUGGUUGCAUAUUCGAUGGGGGCGUUGUGAUUGCUGCGGAUACCAGAGCUACCAGUGGACCAAUAGUGGCUGACAAGAACUGCGAGAAGCUUCACUACAUCGCCCCUCAGAUCUGGUGUGCCGGAGCUGGUACUGCUGCAGAUACAGAAUUCACAACCGCCCUCAUCUCCUCACAACUAGAACUCCAUUCUCUCUCCACUGGCCGCAAGCCUAGAGUCGUUACCUGCAUGACAAUGCUCAAGCAACAUCUUUUCCGUUACCAGGGACAUAUCGGGGCGUACCUGGUCGUAGCUGGUGUAGACCCAACCGGUGUUGGAUUGUUCACUGUCCACGCACACGGAAGUACGGACAAACUUCCGUAUGUUACCAUGGGAAGUGGUUCGCUCGCAGCUAUGUCCGUUUUCGAGACCCAGUGGAAGUCGAAAAUGACAGAACAAGAGGCAAUCGACCUGGCAUCUAACGCUAUCCAAGCUGGUAUUUUCAACGAUUUGGGCUCCGGAUCAAACGUUGAUGUCGCGGUCAUCACUAAGGAGAAGACGACACUGAAGAGAGGUUACAUCAAGCCCAACGAGCGAAGCAAGAAGCAAAAGAGCUAUGUCUUCAAAAGAGGUACUACGGCUGUUUUGAACGAGAAGAUCAUCACAAGGGAAGAGAUCAGCAAGUAUGUGACGGUACACGAGCUGGAGGGAGGGGAGGCGCAGUUGGGGGAGAAGAUGGAUCUGGAUGUUUAG